GUUUAUGUGGGAUGGAAGACAUAUAUUGAGAGAUGUAAUCAUUUUUGACAAGGGAGAUUCAAAGAGAUGGAGGCAGCUACACAUUCUCACAUGUGGGCAAGGCUCCAGUCAAUGACUGGCCAGAUAUUUCUCAGCCCCUUAAAAAAAAAAAGAGAGAGAGAGAGAGACGGCUGAAAUAGAUCUCCCCAGCUUUAGUUUAGCUGGCUUGUAGAGCGUGCACAAGCAGCUAAGAAACAUUGUCACAGUGUUCACAAGCCACUGUGCAGAAUACACAGUAUCUUCAAUCUGUGCAUUCUAUAACAAGAGGGAACAGCCGAAGACAAGAGUUAUAACUGACAACAUGCAUUUCUCUGAAAGCGCAGGCAGUCCAGGGAAAGAAGCCACUUUUGCUAACAGUAGCAGUGGGAUACGGAAUGGAGUAACAUCUCCCACGUUCUACCCUUCGGAUCUUCUCAAUGCAAGCCAUGAUCCUACCCGCAGCAACAGCUCUGAUCUCCUCAACAGAAACGAAGAGUUGGCCAAGAUUGAAGUAGCUGUGCUAGCCAUUAUCUUUGUGGCUGCUGUCCUGGGCAACUGCAGUGUCUUGAUGGGUCUCUACAAGUCAAAGAAGAAGAUGUCCAGGAUGCAUCUAUUCAUCAAGCACCUAAGUUUGGCGGACUUAGUGGUGGCUUUUUUUCAGGUUCUUCCUCAGCUCUGCUGGGAGGUCACCUACCGUUUUCACGGUCCGGACUUCUUGUGCCGCAUUGUGAAGCACCUUCAGGUUUUUGGAAUGUUUGCCUCAGCUUACAUGCUAGUGGUGAUGACCAUUGACCGCUACAUAGCUAUUUGCCACCCUCUGAAGACCCUCCAGCAGCCCACCAAGAGGUCCUACGUGAUGAUAACCACUUCUUGGCUCUUGAGUUUUUUCCUCAGCACGGCUCAAUACUUUAUCUUCUCCCUCCAAGAGGUGGAAGUUGGAUCACAGGUAUAUGACUGCUGGGGAGACUUCGUCAAGCCUUGGGGUCUCAGAGCAUAUAUUACCUGGAUCACCAUAGGCAUCUUCAUAUUGCCAGUCAUCAUUCUGGUGACCUGCUAUGGAUUUAUUUGCUACAACAUCUGGAGCAACAUCAAGUGCAAGACCAAGAAAGAGGAGAGGGAAGGGAGAAGGAGUAAUGGUCUCCUCUCCACCUCAGUGAGUAGUGUGAGGACUAUCUCCAGGGCCAAGAUCAGGACUGUAAAGAUGACCUUUGUCAUUGUGACAGCCUAUAUCAUUUGCUGGGCACCUUACUUCGCCAUCCAAAUGUGGUCUGUUUGGGACGAGCACUCAGAAUGGAUAGGUAAAUAGACUUUAUCAUUAUUUCACAAAUAUAAUGCUGAAUGAUGCUAUUCAUGGCUAAAAUGACCCGUGAGCAGGAGUUUAAUACAAUAUAUGUCUAUAUGCGUAUGUGUGUGUAUGUAUGUAUUUAUAAAUAUAUACAUACAUACACACACACAUACAUACAUACAAAAUAUAUUUUGCAUCACUAUUGAAUAGCAAUAUUUUUAUUAAUUGAGCUAUCGGUGAACAUGCCAGAAAGUCUGUGUAAUGUUUUUAAGCUGUAGCAUCUCAUUUGGACAACCCAAACUACAGGCUCCAAUUAUAUUGUUAUUGGCAAAACUAUAGAUUUCAGUCCAUGAAUUAGAUCACUAGUUGGAUGAACUCUUAACAUUUUUGCAAUCACAUUAAAGCCUCAGCAAUGUGUGCAAUGUGUAUUUUGUCAUGGUGGGUUAUAUACCAUUAUUAUAUUCAGCUGUGUGUAACUAUGCCUACUAUUCACUAAGCAAAGACUGGGGGUGACUGAAUUCUUUAAGUCUGUUCUAACAUCGCAUAACUCGCUGUUUAGUGAAUAGACCAAUCCAACGCGUAUACCGUGUCUAUGUCCUCUAUUAUGACAUUAUGUACCGUAUGCACUUUGCCGUGUUUUUUUUUGUUAGCUUAGUAUCAGACCGGUAACAUAGUAACGGUUUAAAAUACUUGGGAUGGUUGCACAACUAUUUAGCUUACAGCACAGUACUGUAUAUCAAUUUCUGCUUAGCACGUUCAUUUCUAUUCUACACAUUCUCAUUAGCAGUGUUCCCUUAUAAAUACCACUGCAUGUCUUUUUUUUUUUUUUUUUUGAGAUUAUUUUUUAUUUUAUUUUAAGAUGAUUAAAACAAAAAGGUGCAAAAAAAAGGUAGAUCCCCAGAUGUUUUAAAACUACAACUCCCAUGAUACUUUGAACAUAAAAGCAUGCAAAGCAUCAUGGACGUUGUAGUUAUAGAACUACCGAUUGGGCACCUCUGCCCUUGAACUACAACUGUUAUGAUGCUUUGCCAGCCAGUUUUACCACUGCAGUCAGUGGACCUUAUGGUCCUUAGUACUAUAUUGUUUAAUUUGAAAUUGAAAACUUGAAUAAUUAUUUUUCCAAUUUAAAAGGCAUAAUAUGAAGCAAAUUAAAUGGAAGAUGUAGCUCAUUAGUUAUAUCAAGAAGUUGAACAUUUCAUGAUAUUAACAUGUUUAUGGCACAUAUGCUACCUUAUUAUUAUUAUUUUAUUAUGUAUAUAGCGCCAUCAGACACAGUAGCGCUGUAUAAUGGGUGGACUAACAGAAAUGUAUUUGUAACCAGACAACUGGACGAACAGGAACAGAGGGGUGGAUGGCCCUGCUCCAUGAGCUUACAUUCUAGAGGGAGUGGGGUAUAGUGACACAAAGGGUACAAAGUAGGCUGUUAGAAAAGUAUUAAUUGAGGGAUUAGUAGGUCAUUUUUGACAGUUGCAGGGGAGGAGUCAUGGAGGGUGGGGGAUGAAAACCUACUAACAGUUUAAUUGAUAUGCUUUCUUGAAGAAGUGAGUUUUCAAUGAUUUUUUGAUUGAGUGGAGACUGGGUAAAAUACUUACGGAGAAGGGAAGGCGUGCACAGAAGAGGUGCAGCCCUGGAAAAGUCUUGGAGGCGAGCGUUAGAGGUGGGAGUACGGACAGAGGAUAUACGUAGGUCUUUGGCAGAGUGUAGGGGCCUCAAUGAGACAUACUUGUGUAUUAGGGAGGAUAGGUAGGUUGGAGCAGCAUUAUGUAGGGACUUGUAAGCAAGCAUCAGAAUUUUAAAUUGAGCCCUAUAUCUAACUGGAAGCCAAUGCAGGGACUGACAGAGUGGGGAGGCGUGAGAGACCUUGAUUCUAUUACUUAUUAUAGAGACAGCCAGAUACCAAAAUGGUUUAUAAUAAAACAACAGACUGGCUUUAUUGCAAUGAUAAGAGCAUAGGGCACAUCAAAAAGAGAAAUAUGUAAUCAUUUGAAAAAGUCUGUGUGCAGCUGCAUUAACAUUUUGAACUAUGACAAUUUUAGCUGGAAGAAAUAGGUUCUUCUGUCUGUUUGCUGAAUGAUUUAACUAAUGGAUUGCCUCUCCAUGCCUUGUUUAUCAUCCUGAUAAUUGAAAUUCUGAACAAGCAACAGAAAAAAAAAAUGUUUCUUAAUGCACUGUGUUUCAAUGACCUCAGUAGAAACCACACACAUAGAAAUGGGGAGAGAAACCGUUUAUAUCCCAGUACCACCUCUGCUGGGAGGCUACUCCAUGCAUUCACCACCACCUGUAACAUGAAUAUUAAAGGGGAUCUGUCUCUUCCCAGGAUAUUUCAUAAUAUCCCUGUACCACCUCUGCUGGGAGCCUACUCCAUGCAUUCACCACCACCUGUAACACGAAUAUUAAAGGGGAUCUGUCUCUUCCCAGGAUAUUUCAUAUUAUCCCUGUACCACCUCUGCUGGGAGGCUACUACAUGCAUUCACCACCACCUGUAACAUGACUAUUAAUGGGGAUCUGUCUCUUCCCAGGAUAUUUCAUAUUAUCCCUGUGCCACCUCUGCUGGGAGGCUACUCCAUGCAUUCACCACCACCUGUAACACGAAUAUUAAAGGGGAUCUGUCUCUUCCCAGGAUAUUUCAUAUUAUCCCUGUACCACCUCUGCUGGGAGGCUACUCCAUGCAUUCACCACCACCUGUAACACGAAUAUUAAAGGGGAUCUGUCUCUUCUUAGGAUAUUUCAUUUAAUGUUUACAUAUCUCUGCUUUUUACAAAUAUGUAUUUGCAAAGUGUGAAAAAUAAAAUUAAAUGUAAAAAUCAGCAUCUCUUAAUCCUACAACUGGAUGUCCCGAUCUGCCUGUCAGUCAUUGUUAUAACCUCCUUCACUUGCCUGACAGCCAGCAUAGUGAGAGUAUAAAUUGUAAGAUUGUUUGAGUAGAAUUUUUUUUACCUGUAAAUAUCCCCUUCCUAUAAUAAUAAAGCUCUGCGGAAUAUGUUGGCGCUAUAUAUAUAUGCUAAUAAUAAUAGUAAUAAUAUAAGAACAAUCAAGCAAUGUUUCUAUCACUCUUCUUCAUUUGGAAUGUCUGCCCUGGGCUUGUCUUAACUGCAUUACAAUGUAAUUUGCAUUUUUUUUUUCAUAUAAUUUUUUCUUUCUUUUUAAAAAAAAAAAAAAAACAGAGCUUCACAUGAAAGAAAGGUUAACACAACUUAUAGGUGAUUUUGUUCAAUGGUGUAAAUUCAAGGAAAGUGUCGCUUGCUCUUUAAUUAUUUCUCCGUUUUCACCUCUCCUAUGUCCUUAGUAAAAAUGUUGUUUUCCCCCUAGAGUCUGAAAACACUGCCAUAACCGUGUCUGCUCUGCUGGGAAGCCUGAAUAGCUGCUGCAAUCCUUGGAUAUACAUGUUUUUCAGCGGACAUCUCCUGCAAGAUUUUAUCAAUGGCUUUCUCUGCUGCAGGAAACUGAAACAGACGCUGGGCAAGGAGGAUUCAGAUAGCAGCACUCGAAGACAAACAUCGUUCUCUAGGAUUCAGACGAAAAGCCCAACUAACAGCAUAGACACCUUUAGGGAGUCCCCCCGAUCUGUUAAGUCCAUCAAAUUUAUAACCAUUCAAACUUGAAUAUGUCACCCACUAUCAUGAAUGUAGCCAUUGUGCAAUAUGGCUUUAACUGACUACUACACAUUUAUGUUCACACACUGUAAAUGCUGUUUUAUGUGUAAAGGAUAAAAAAAAACAAGGCUUUACUGAAUGUAUACAGAAAAAUAUAUUAUUUUUACUUCAUUUUAAAAUUAUUGGUUACACUGUGUUUCAUUGACCCAUUAAACACAUUGGGUACCAAUAUAGGAAAUUCUUGAUGCCAGGGGACCAUUUUUUUCUUCUUAUAUUGAGGAAUCUGUUCAUAAAAUGCUACAUUGCAGUGAAUAUGUCAUCAGCUUGUAUGACAAACUUGUUAAUUCACAACUGACAAUCCCAUUGCAGAAAAAACAUUUUUGCCACCAACUUACAUCUCAAUGUUGCAAUCACUUAUAGUACACUGAUGGUGAUUGACCAUUAUAUUUAAUAUAGACUAUAUUUAACUAUAGAUUCAGUUCCACCAUAUAGCCAUAUUGUGUUAAGCCUACCACUACUUCAUAUUACCUGAAUAUCGGUGAGUCCUACACUAAUUCCAACAUGAGAGACAAACUAAAAAGUGUUAGUGCCAAAUGAACUAAAUUGUAUUUUAAUAAUAUGUUCUUAGGGCAUUGUAAAUAUAUAUAUAAUGAAAAAUGUGAUAGAACACAAUAAAAAAAAACAGCGUCAAUACUAAAUUAAAGUGAUAGUGCUUUUAUGUAUAUACUCAUAAUGCAGAUUAUAUAUCUGCUCUAUACCAAAUGAAAAUUUGUUUAAAUAUACAUAGGGAUUUGGGAAAGAGCGCAGGUAAUUUUUUUUUCUUUGGUUUUUACAAAAUGAAUCUAGUCUGGAUUCUGAACUUAUAUAGUAAACACAUGUUUAUUUGCUUAGAUAUGUGAUUUUAAGUAGCCAUGGAAAAUGGAAAACUGUAUUUUUAUAUGUGCGCUGUGCCAUUGUCUGCAUAAUGUAUGACCUUUGGUCUCUAUGGCAACAAUAUUCCUGUAAAAUGGAUGUUCCAGGUGUGCUCCAAUUUCCUUUUUGUCUUUACUAUUGGCUGCUAUAUUAUUCCCCUUAGAUAGUAACUUCAACAAAUUGGUGGAGAACCAUCCUUAACAGUGAUUUUCCAUUGCAAACACUGUCUACGUUGGUUCAAAUAAGUCUUUAAUUUCCCUUAUAAGACUGUUAACAAUCUGAGUACUUACUUACCAUCUUAAAAUGACUUUCAUUCCAAUGUCAUUUGAUACGUUGUUCUUUUGUAAAUAGCAACAGGUAAAGAAAGUUAAGGAUCAAUUAUAUUUCCAUAUUUUGCUGCAGUAAUCAUGCUCACCUUUUCCUCACUUAAAUAUAAAAUAACUUUGGGGAAUAUUUAUCAAAAAGUUAAAUUCUGUCAUUAUUGAUGAAAACUGUCCAAAAAGUGACAGUUUUCAUCAUAGUAAGUUUCACUAGUUUUUAUCAUCAGAUGACAAGUCCCAAAAGGUUUAAUAAACUGCGUACAAUAUAUUCAGAAAAUCAGACAUAAAAGUGUCAGCAAUACUUUGAUAAAUCUCCCCCGUGUGUUAAAACAGGUCUGAUACUACUAACGCAUCAGUCUGUAACUGAUUCUUCAAUUUGGCUAUUUUGGCCUCAAAUUUUAAAUUUACAUUGAAUUCCUAGCAUUUCACAAUUUAGUGAAUUAAGUUGUAAAGGAUGAAAAGUUUGGAAAUCAAUGUGAAUUUUGCAUUUUAAAGCAGAAUAUACAAAUUGAGAAUAUAGCUGACUUGGAGACUUUUACAUCUUAAAGGGACACUCCACUGCCCAAAUACAAAAUAAAUAAAAAUCACUGUUUAGUAGAUAUACCCCAAAAUCAACUUGCAUGCAUUUAAUUAUGCAUUUUUUCAUUGGGGAUAUAUGUAAAAACAGCUGGCAAGUACUACAGAUCUCUUGGGGGGAGAACUAUUGUGCAUGCGCAACCGCCGGGGGUGGGAGACCUAAUGCGCAUGCGCUGCAAUGCCGCACACGCGCAUUAGACCUCCCCAUAGGAAAGUAUUGAAAAAUACUUUCAAUGCUUUCCUAUGGAGAUUUCAGCAAUGCUGGAGGUCUUCACAUAGCGUGAGGACGUCCAGCAACACUAUAGCACACGAAAUGUAUGCUAUAAAUCCGGAAUUGCCCUCUAGUGGCUGUCUAGUAGACAGCCACUAGAGGAGGAGUUAACCCUGCAAGGUAAAUAUUGCAGUUUAUGAAAACUGCAAUAUUUACAGUUUCAGGAUUAAGGGUAGUGGGAGUUGGCAUCCAGACCACUUCAAUGGGUAGUAGUGGUCUGGGUGCCUGGAGUGUCCCUUUAUCCCCUUAAGGACACAUGACAUGUGUGACAUGUCAUGAUUCCCUUUUAUUUCAGAAGUUUGGUCCUUAAGGGGUUAAACUGUUUGAUUCAGCUGCAACUCAAAGCAACACUGUUACAUUUCCCAAUAAUUUCACUAAGUUGGAUAUUUUUCUGUUUAAAUAUUAGUCAUGGUUACUGAUAAAAUGUAUCUUUUCUACGGCUGUAGAACAAUUCCUCCUCCCACUCCCAACUAUCCUUUCAUCUCCCUUUCUUUUAUCACUUCCACCCAUCCAUGUUUCUCCAAUAUACCUUGGCAUUUGGCAUUAUCUCUUAUAACCUCUUAUUACUUCCACACAUACAUUCUUCUGCACAUCCUCCCAUCACUCUUAUCAUUCCUUACACCCCUAGACCGCUUAUCACUCCUAUCUAUCCUUUCCCUUGCCCAUGCUCAUAGCAUUUCCUACCCAUGCCACCCAAUAUCCCAAAUACUCCAUCUGUCCCUGCUUAUAUUCCGCCUCCACCUUAAUCUAAUUUUUUAACUCAAAAUAUCAGCCCUUCCAUUUACUUAUGGCGAAUCCUGCACUCCCUAUGCCCUGCACCUCAAGCACAACCACUUCAGCAGGCUCUCAAGAACUUGACAGAUGUAGCAUUAAAUGUUCAAACUAUGGCUGUACGGAGGAAGGAUGAACUGGUCAAAGUUUUCUCUGGCUGUCUGGGGCCAUACUCAUUCAUGUGAACAGUAGCUUUGGAGCCCUUAUAUUAAAAUACAAAAGUGCUUCAGUCUGCCAUUAUAGGACUAGACCUUAUUGGCCUAGGUGAAAAUAUGUCCUAUGUUAUGACAGUACAAUACACAAAAAUACCAAAACUCUUAAAACUUUUCAGAUGAAUUCAAAUUUAGGCCAACACAGUCAAAAUGGAAAAAAAAAUUCCCAAAGUCAGCUAUGUUUUUAUUUAGACUAUUUGGGCUACAUUAUGAAAUUUAUUGUGAAUUUCCAAUAAUUCUCACUUUAGUGAAUAAUCUGCACUGUCAAUGAGUUCAUGUAAGAACCACAUAAAGGCGCCACACACUACAAGUGCUGUGAUUAAACCCACAGGACUACAAUUGUAUACAAUUAUCAUAUAGAACUUGGGUGAUAAGAUAAUGAGAAGGGAUGGAAAUGGGGUGUAUGGUAUUUUUGAAAAUGAUCUUAAAAAAACCAAAAGUAUUAUUCCUUUAACCUGAAUUCAUAGAUCAAAAUAAAAUGUUUGUAAGGUCCACAAUUGUAUAUGGAAAUAUUCUUCACAAGAUUUUAAUUAUUAAAUAAUACACAUUCAAUUUAUUAGGAUUCCAAGACAUUACAGACUUACAAUUCUUAAAGCAAGCCCCUUCUACAGAAGGUUGAUAAUGCAAAGUUGGCAAAAAAAUUUUUAACAAAUCAGACUGGCUAAAAUGAAAAUGUAUUUUUACAUAUUUGACCUGAAAAACAAGAGUUUACUCUCUCAUUUCAAAUCACUAAUUCUUAACCGCUUCACUACCAAGCCCUUUUUGCACUAAAAUCUGUUAGCGUUAUAGCUUUUUUUUUUAUUGAAACAUAGAAUGCAUAGCUAACACAUAAAUGUGGAAUAAAACUGCAAUUUUGUGAUUGCUGUUUUAAGAUAUUAAAAAAAUAUAUUUCUGUAAAUAAUCAUUCUUUUUUAUUUAUUUGCUUAUCAUUAACGGAAAUAUUGGG
Pelobates cultripes (western spadefoot toad) is the source of this 8904-nucleotide messenger RNA. NCBI's taxonomy places the organism in Eukaryota, Metazoa, Chordata, Amphibia, Anura, Pelobatidae. The record is from the annotation of a GenBank genome assembly.